Diabrotica balteata is the source of this 1925-nucleotide messenger RNA. Lineage: Eukaryota; Metazoa; Arthropoda; Insecta; Coleoptera; Chrysomelidae. The record is from the annotation of a GenBank genome assembly.
ACGUAAUCUCACAAUUGUUUCAGGCAUUCCUAAUUGUUUGCGUUUGUAUACAAUGUGAAUCUGAGAUUUUUACAAUGGAGUUUACCUGUGCUGUGUUAGUUAGUAUAUUUAUUGCUGCGUGGAUUGAAAUUUCUUCCGGAGCCGUUACAACAUCAACACUAGCCCCGACUGAAUUUCACCUUGGAGAAAAAAAUAUUACUUGGCAUCCAGAUCAUAACGAGAAAUUAAUCGUCACAACGGACGAGGGUUAUAAGAUUUCUGUUAAAAUAGAAUAUUGUAACAUCGAUAUUACAGAUAAGGAAUUUGUUAGAAUUUAUACAGAUAAACCGGAAGAAUCUAUAAUUGUUACUGGGGCAGUUGCAGCUAAUCCCAAAUUUCUGUACAAUACAGACGUGUUAAACUUAGAAUUCACUGGUACUAAAAAUAGCAAUGUUACAUUCGAAUUGGCAAGAAUUGGGGACGUUAUCACAACUACUACCGCUGAACCAACAUCAUCGACAGAAUUUCUGCCUACCCCAAGUAUUAACGAUACCUAUGAACUGGUCGUAGUUUUGUCAGGUCUAGCAGCAUAUCAAUACCGAAAUCCAACUAUUUUAUCGGAUUUUACACAGAUGAUUGCAAAUAUGGCUAUUGAUUAUUGUGAAGAUCAGCAGUUUGAAUUGGUUGAUAAUAUAACAACCAACAAUGUUGAAAUCAUCGGAAUCUAUACAUGCACCGCUGGCUGGCCUAGUUGCAACCCUUGUGUAGAAGCCAAAUUUGCGGUACCUAUUAAUACGAAGAACGAUUCUGAAAUCUGGCCAGGUUAUCAGUUAAAUCAAUAUCAUCUUAAGAUAAUGUGGGAGAGAUACUCAGAAAAAUACCUUUCCGACGGGAUAACUACUUGUGCUUUACCAAGUAUGAACAAUUGGAUCAAAUACAGGAUCAUUUUAUUUUUUUCCGUAACUGCGGUCUUUUUAAUAAUCUUGCUGAUUAUAAGAUAUUGCAGUGUAAAAUAUUCUCGGAUUGCAGGAAUGAAGAAACAAAAAAUGAGAGGACAAGACUCAAAUCAAUCUCAAGAAGAUACGGUGCCUGUAGAUCCGCUCAAUGAACAUUAUUAUCAGGAAAAACCUCCUUUCUUUGAUGUCACUCAGCCGAUGUUUGAAUCUAAUAUGGGCUUAACAAAUCCUGCUUUUGAAUUGUUGCCUGAGCCGUCUUCAGUCCUUAAAAAGAGGCGAGUGUUUGCAGAGGAUCAGCAGGAGCUAGAAGUCAACUGUGUAAGACUAGAUGGGCAAAUAUUAGAGACACAUUUAGAAAGUGUUUCUGGCGAUGAGAAGGAACACAAUGUUUCUGCACCAAGCCAAGGGACAAAUGAUGAACGAAAUGAAAUAAUAGAAGCAACCAAGAGUCAAAGAGAAGAUUCGUCUGGUUCAAUUCAAGGGACUGAAAUACUACCAAUACAAAAACACACUACUACAUCAAAAAAAAGCAGAAGUAAAAGAAAAGUUACCUAUUCUCAGCCUUCUGCUUCAGCAAAACUCAUGGAGUAUUUAAUUAACAAACGUGGGGAGCAACUUACGGCACCACCAGAUGCAGUUGACGCCUUCCUAGCUGGCAUAACACCAGCCCCAAAGUUGCUUUCGGCUCUAAAUUUUCAUUUUGCGAAAUCAGAAAUAUUUUCAGUUGUACAGAAAUAUGAGCUAAAGUCUCUUCAAGAACAAACCUAUAAUAAUAAUAAUCAGCAAGAAUCAAGUAGUACAACAGCACUUCCAAUAGUAUCGCCUGUAUCCAGUUACCAAUAUCCUAAUACAUCAACAACCAAUUCACCGAUACAAUCACCUAUUUAUAUCCAAUUGCAAUCUCCACCGCCAAUACAAACUAUGGAUGAUGAUGAUACUACAAGCUCUUCUAAUAUUCAAGAUUUGCAGGACUACUUUAGCAGCUUUUAA